Molecule: messenger RNA, 840 nt
Organism: Ectocarpus siliculosus
Lineage: Eukaryota; Phaeophyceae; Ectocarpales; Ectocarpaceae
Source: the annotation of a GenBank genome assembly
AUGCUGUUUCAACGGCAAGAGGCAUCAGAUUCGGGCUCCACAACGAUACGCGUUGUUCUAUUCUCGGUGCUGCUUGACAUCAGCUGCUACGCGUGGAAGAUAUUAACAGCUGCCGGUAUGAUCUCAGAUUAUGUUUCCGCCUCGUGGAAUGCAAGACUAUUUUUCCCGCUGACGGAAGGAUUCCUGAUUCUGCCCACCGCGAUUGUGAUUUCGGUGUGGAUGGACGUGGCAAACUCGUCCUUGUCACGGUUGAAGGCGAUGACGGUGCAGCUUUGUGCGGUCGGGCUGGGCCUGACCGCUUGCGGAUCUGGAGCGGCGAAGCUAUGCCACACCCUUCGGGGCUUGGGGGAAAACAGCGCCAACAUCGCGGAUACCGUCUUCAAGGUGUCUCGAGCCAUGGGCAUUUCUCUCUAUGGCGUUUUUAUCGGCAACACGAUGCUCCUCUCAAGUCGUACAAGGAAGAGCGACCCCACGAAUCUGGCUCUCCUCGGAGUGACAGUAUCGUCUCUCUCCAAGUGCUUCCUCAACAAGGCGAUCUUCGAGUACAUGGUGGAAUCUGCUCGGGCCAAGAAAUAUAGGGUCGACGUUAGGUCACGCUUACAUACUCCUGGUCUUCCCGCGCUGAGGCCAGCUGUGCACCUCCUUUCGUCGCUGCGCUCAGUCCGGGAGGCCAACACCAACAAGAUUUUCGUCAAUGACCACGAUGAGCAAAAACCGACCACCGACUCGGGCACCGCCAUCUCCAUGAUCCCCCCGACCCCCGCCUCCAAGAUGUCGCCGAGGUAGGCAAGCAAUAGGUGAAGGGAGCAAAGGGAGGAUCACUGUACAGCCGCUCAAGAG